Messenger RNA from Cydia pomonella (codling moth), 10312 nucleotides. It is a transcript of the gene Synj, whose product is annotated as synaptojanin-1. NCBI's taxonomy places the organism in Eukaryota, Metazoa, Arthropoda, Insecta, Lepidoptera, Tortricidae. Gene Ontology annotation, molecular function: phosphatidylinositol-4,5-bisphosphate 5-phosphatase activity. The record is from RefSeq and is a predicted model, not a curated record. Gene Ontology annotation, biological process: synaptic vesicle endocytosis; phosphatidylinositol dephosphorylation.
GCUAUAGGCGACUUAAACAUAAAUAACGCUUUAAAAAAAAUCAAAAGAUAAUAAUCACACGCACAGGCUAGGUAAACUAUUUGGUAGUCACAACAAUAAUGAACCGAAAUUACCGACCUGUGGUCUCAUUGAAUAAAAUUCAUAUAGGUAUGUAGAUAUUAUCAGAAAUCAGAAAUCGUUUAUUGCGAGCCAUGGUACAUAGUUAUUACAUUUAAAUUAUAGAAACACAUUGCACCCUGAAAAGGGUAAAUAUUGCAAGUAUUUUUAUAGCUAGCUAGGACUAAAGAAGUUAUUAAAUGUCACAGUUAGUUCAACAAGCCCCGUCCGAUACAUAAAUUUGCAUAGAAAAUGAUUUUUUUCCUUCCUACUGUAUGUUUUUUCGAACGAAUUCAGCUCUUUUGAUCCUAAUAUAUAGGAAUAAAAAUAUUUAUAACUUGAUAAUAAACUGUUUUGUUACCUUUUAUAUUCAUAAUAUAGAUAUCAUUAUCUCUUAGGACGAAAGAUGCCUGUGAUUUUGAUUAUUAUGUAACAUAAUAUUUUUUUAUUUGUGAAUUGUUAAUUUUAAAACCUCACCCCAGCAAAAACAAAAAUGAAAAAAAUACAAAAAGGAAUUCCGUCGCCGGGAUUCGAACCCAGAGCCACUAGCUAGAACUGGAUCACUACCUACCAAAACCCGCCAGGCUAAACCGGUUGUCAAUUUAAGUACUGAGAUACAAAGAGAGCGCCACUAGUAUAAACGAACUUUUGAAAGGGACAUUUUUUUGUAUGGAGUUAGCGUUCUUCUCCUAGUGAGUAUUAUAUUCUUUGCUCACUACGCUAUUAUACUUACUAAAUCAACGCAACGUACGCCUUGUGCUGGAACAAAUUUUCGACCGAAUUUUUUUGUAACCGCUAUGUUUGCACCGAUUUUUUUAGUGAGUCAAACAGCUUGUCACUGACAGCACGUCAUGUCAGUAUUUAAUCUGUCAAAAAUUGAGUCAAUAUUCCGAUUGCAAUGCAAUCACUGUUAAAUUUCUAAUCAGAUCAUAAUCAGUUUACGCUGUGUUAAGUUGACCGUGGAUAAUAGUGUAUUUGAUGUAGAAAAAGGGGCGGAUGGGUUUAGCGUGGCCUUAACUUAGGACUGAACGCGCACCAUGGCUAUGUCCAAAGGAUUUAAAGUGUUGGAAAAGUCGUGCUCACCAAAUCCCUACAGUAUAAUCCUACAACACAGAAACAAAGAUACUGCUUUAUUGUUUGAAUCUCAAGCUGUGGUCUCACUUUCACCUCAGGAGACUGACACUUUUCGAAAACAGUUUCACAAAAUCGCUGACGCUUACGCCUGCCUAGGCGUUCUGCAGCUUAAUUCCGGGGAAACGUGUCUGCUCUACCUAGUGCUGGUGACCGGCUGCUGCUCCGUGGGUAAGGUGGGCGAUGUCGAAGUCUUCAAAAUUACCCAAACGCAAUUCUUACCUCUCUUUUAUCAGACUAAUGAUGACAAAGUCUCAGAAGUAAAGAAAUUACUCAAUUCUGGAACUUUCUAUUUUUCUUGGAAUACGGGAAAAUCAAACGAUAAUCUCUUUGAUCUCACACUCUGUGCACAACGCAAAAGCAAAGGAGCUAAUCCUGAUAACAGAUUCUUUUGGAACAGAACUCUCUUUAUACAUUUGAUUAGAUAUGGUAUUGAUUGUGAAGAUUGGCUCACAAGAGCUAUGUGUGGGUCGGUGGAAAUAAGAACCAUCUAUGUGGGGCACCGUCAAGCCAGAGCGGUGUUAGUGUCCCGUCUGAGCUGUGAAAGAGCUGGGACUCGUUUCAAUGUCAGAGGAUGCAAUGAUGAUGGCAAUGUUGCCAAUUUUGUUGAAACUGAACAAUCAAUUUACAUAGAUGAUUCCGUGGCAUCUUACAUUCAGACUAGAGGAUCGGUUCCUCUGUUUUGGGAGCAGCCGGGAGUACAAGUUGGAUCUCAUAAAGUUAAGAUGUCUAGAGGCUAUGAUGCCUCUACAAGUGCUUGCGAUCGACACUUCUCUGCAAUGAAGCGUAAUUAUGGGUCCGUGAUUGUUGCAAAUCUUUUAGGAUCAAGUUUGAUUGGAGGAAGCGAAGGUGAAGCCACUUUGAGCAAUGCUUUCCAGAAACACCUUAAUGAGUCUGCUCAUGCGGAUAUUGUUCAGAUAAUCUUUGAUUACCAUCAAGAAGUCAGAGCUUCAUCUAUUGAAGGGGCUUUAGGGAGAUUCAAAAAGAUAAUAGAGAAAUAUUAUGAUGAAAUGGGGAUUUUCAGUGCCAAAAGUGUUGACAUUUACAAUGUCCAGAAAGGUGUUAUCCGAACAAACUGCCUUGAUUGCUUGGACAGAACAAAUUCUAUUCAGACGUUCAUUGGGCUAGAAAUGCUCAACAUACAGCUUAUGCUUCUUCAAUGUGUUGACAAGAAACAGAAUGUGAACAGAUUUGAGGAAGUUUUUACAAUGUGGGUGAACAAUGGCAAUGAAAUAUCAAAAAUUUAUGCAGGCACUGGGGCUAUCCAAGGCGGCUCCAAAUUGAUAGACGGAGCUCGCUCUGCAGCACGCACCAUACAGAAUAACUUAUUAGAUAAUUCCAAACAAGAAGCUAUUGAUAUUUUGCUUCUAGGCUCUACAUUAAACUCUGAACUUGCUGAUCGUACAAGGAUCCUCUUACCAGCUAAUCUACUGCACACAUCCACUCCGGUGCUGAGAGAAAUGUGCCGCAGAGUUAACGAGUACACAACACCGUCUUCUAUAAGGAUUACAAUCGGCACAUACAAUGUUAAUGGUGGUAAACACUUUAGAAGUCUCGCCUAUAAAGAUGUUAGUUUGGCCGACUGGUUGCUAGAUUGCCCGAACAAUUCAUUAGUGAACACGGUACAAGGCAAGGACCAUCCUUCUGAUAUAUUUGCGAUUGGCUUUGAAGAAAUCGUCGACCUUAACGCCAGCAACAUUAUGGCCGCUAGUUCUGACAAUGCAAAGGCGUGGAGUGAAGAGCUAGAAAAAGUUUUAUGCAGAGAUGCACCCUACACCCUUCUCUCCUCUCAUCAAUUAGUAGGGUUGUGUUUAUUCGUAUUUGCUAGAAAAGAUUUAAUUCCUCACAUCCGAGAUGUGGCCCUCGAUUCUGUCAAGACAGGUCUCGGCGGCGCCACUGGUAACAAAGGGGCAGUUGCUAUCAGACUAGUCAUUUACGGAACCUCUCUCUGUUUCGUCUGCGCCCAUUUCGCUGCCGGCCAGUCUCAAGUAACCGAAAGAAACGCCGACUACACAGAAAUCACGAGAAAAGUAGCUUUCCCAAUGGGCCGAUCCCUAUACUCGCACGACUACGUGUUCUGGUGCGGCGAUUUCAACUACCGUAUUGAUCUGGACAAAGAUGAAGUGCGAUUACUAGUGUCACAGAAUAAUAUGCAACGGCUUUUAGAGCAAGACCAACUAACGAGACAGAAAGCUCAAGAUCUCGUGUUUAAAAACUGCUUUGAAGGUGAUAUUACCUUCCCUCCGACCUACAAGUAUGAUCUCUUCAGCGAUGAUUACGACACUAGUGAAAAAUGCCGUGCCCCAGCCUGGACGGACCGCGUUUUAUGGCGAAGCCGGAAACACACUAUCGACCCGGAAGGGACUUCGGAAUUAGCCGCCGGGAAGUUACUCCACUACGGCCGAGCGGAACUGAAACAAAGCGAUCAUCGGCCUGUCAUAGCGAUUCUUGAAGUUGAAGUCCUUCAAGUCAGCUACACGAAAUGCAUGGAGGUGUUUUACGAAGUGGUCAAUGAUCUGGGACCUCCGGACGCGACAAUCGUAGUGCAACCUUGCGAUGCCAACAGUGAAUCUGUAUUUGAUGAUAAUUUGGUAGCUGCAGUUUUGCAAGAGCUCGCCACUAUAGGCGAGGUGACUCUCGUGAGGAUCGUUGAGGAUCAUUCGACUUCGUUGAUAAUUACGUUCCGGGAUGGACAGAACGCUCUAGCUGCCGCGCAGAAGGAAUAUCUGACCGUUUGCUCGGUUCCUUUGCGCAUCACAUUGAAAUCUCCGAAUUGGGUGGAGGUCGUCAAGUCAGAGUUGAAUCUUUGUACGAAUAAUACGACUCCGCUGUUCGGUGAGGCUCAAGCAGAGCGGCCGUUGAGGUCCGCGCCGCCGACGCCGCGCCGGCAGCAGCCGAGCAGGCCGCCGGCGCCGUCGCCUACGCCGCUGGUGCCGUCACGCGCGCCCGCCGCUGCGGCGAGUCCCGCUCGUCCGCCGCCUCCGCGGCCCGCGCCGAUGGCGCCCGCUAUGGACAAUGGUAAGCCUGCGCCGCCGCCGAUGGCCUCGCCGCCUCCGAUCUCCUCGCCGCCUCCGAUCUCCUCGCCGCCGCCGAUCUGCUCGCCGCCGGCGGACAGCGGACCGCCGCCGUCGUGCUCGCCGCCCCCGCCUCCGCCGGCAGCCGGCCCGCCCCCACCGGUGCCGGCGCGGCAGGGCGCUCCGCCACCCUUACCCGCUCGCCCGCGACCGGCUUCGUAAAUUGCAUUUACAUAUUUCUAGAAUUUGUAAUAACUCGAACAAAUCAUGUACACGGGUAAGUGUUCCAUAGCUACAUACGUUCCUUUUGUUUGCUUAUUUUUUAUUGAAGUUAUUUAUUGCAUUAGAUUACGUAGUAGGUGUCCACUUUGUUAAAAAAUAUAUCAGCUGUAGGUUAGUUAAUGUAGGUCGUGGAAGCUUGAAGCAUUUCGAGUUUUAUUGAGCAUUCUGUACAUGACUUGUUAAGUAGUGCAUUAUGUGUUUAGUAAAUCCCGGGCUGAUGACGUAGGCACGAAGCCACUUAUUUAUUACUAGUCCGGAUUUUCAUCACAUAAACUAUACAUAUACAUACCUACAUAUUAUACGUUUAUUGUUAUAAAUUGUUACAGUUAUAAGAGAUUCUUUUACGACAGGUUCAGUAUAAGUGGUCUCAUCACAUUGAAGCAUAUUUAGGAAAUAUUUAUAUUUAAGCAUAAGUGUAUUCAAUCGUGGACAUUUGGGAUAAAAAUAUACACAUAAUAUUAAUGUAUAGGACCACUAUAUCUCAAUUAAUUUGCUGGCUGCUUAAUUGCUGUUAUUUCUAAGUAUAAUGUUCUUGGAGAUAAAAAGAGGAACUUUAUAGCGGCUUUUUGAUUCUUAUGAAAAAUACUUGUUUUUCAUGAAAUGUUAUGUGUACGUACUAUUUAUGCUGGUCAACCACCACAACUGCGUCCUUGUAUGGGGUAAAUGCGGAUAAGGUUAGAUACAGUGAAACAUGUGGACGCAUUUAGCCCACUUCACUGUCUAAAGAGGUACUUGACUUUGAUGACUUCCUUAAUAUUCGUAGGUAUUUGCCCCACGGACGCGAUCGAUGGCCCUUAUGGUUGAUUUGUAUAAAACGUGUGCAAACUGCAAUUUAAUGUUUCAAUUUAACAUCAUGAAAUGUCUACACGUGUGUAAAGUGAGUUGUUUACUUAAUAUGAGCUUUCUACCAACCAACCCAAAAUUGGUUGACAAUUUACAACGAUAUUAAACAGGGAUACCUGCUUCCUUUGGUUCCAAUAGACGUUGAAAGUGAAAAUUGUACAUGAUUUUGGCGUCUACGUCUGUCUGGACCUGUCCCGGGCAAGUGUCCCAUAUUCUCCUUAUGUAUCAAGUACCUAAUUAUACAUUACAGGCAUAUGAGUAUCGCUCGAAAUCUCACCCAGUUGUAUAUAAUCUUUAAAGGAAUUUGUUGUCACUGAAAUUUGGGUCCAACAACAUAAUACAUUAUUGUGUUAUAUUACUGAGUUUUGUUGGGUAGUUUGUAGAUAAUUCAUAUGUUUGAUGUCAGUAGUAUGAAAUAUAUAACGAAUAAUGUUUAUAGGGUUAGACCAAGCUAAGUUAACUGGUUUUAUCCAAGAAAAUCCGAUUUUUAUCUUGUUGUCAUUUAUUUUCGUCAAAAUCGAUACAAUUUUUCCCUAUUCUGUACAAUAUAUAUAGCUCAAUUAAAUUUUAAUUAGUUUUUGGCAAAAAAAAAAACAUUUUUGGUACAAGCAUUUAUCGCUGACUAUACUUUUCUUACCAUAAGCAAAUAAUACUCAUUGAGACAUUUCUAAAAACAAUUACGUUGCGUUGUUUCAUCAGUCAUUACAUUGUUCCUAUGGCCACCUCCUGUCUCCAUCAUCAGAUCGGCUUGAUGGUACCAUAAUAUUGCAAUAUCACCCGACUUACAUAUGAUGCAUGCAAAUUUUCAGCUCAAUCGGAAAACGGGUAGUGGCUUAAAUUUUGCUUCCAAGACUUGACCCACACUAACUAACAAACAUACGUACUAAUCGGUCAAGUUAAAUAUUACCUUAAGUCUGCCAUUUGUACACCUUUAUUUUGUGUAAUAGUUUAAAUAAAUAAAAAGUAUAGAUUUUUUAUAACUUAACUGAAAAUUAGACAUUGUUUGCCCCAAAUUGGAAUUUUGAAUUUUUUCCGCUUCGAAUGAGCUCUUCAAACUUACCGUACUAUCAAAAUAUGACAAAAAAAAGCGACUACAAAAUAAAAAUCUACCUAAUUAUUGCGCAUUGGCAAUGAGCAAAGGUCGGAAUAGGUAAUUCAUAUACGUGGAUGCAUUAAAGCCAAUUUAUUCGAUGAUUUCAUUUAUUCUAUUUUAAACGAUCUCGGUUUCUCUUGCGAUAUGUAGGAAUGAUAAAUUAUAUCGAUAAUAAGAUUAAUAAGCAUGAACCAGAUGUACCUUUACUUCAUAUAAUGUAUGGUUAAUAUUAGUUUAUUUCUAUGUAGAUACAUAAAUAAUUCUUAAAUGGGUUAAGAAUAUUUUUAAGUUCCAGAAGUCGUUUUGCCAUCUAAUUUGCAUAAGUAGAUACCUAUAAGAAUCUACGGAAUAUUCCAAAUACCUACCUCCCAGUAGGUACUUACUAUUCUUUGGUGCAUCUAUGAGUUGUAUGAAUCGCACUCACACAGAAAUUUCCAAUUUUCAGAAAAUUCUCAUAUUUUGGACGGCGAUCGAAAUUGUCUAUUUCCAAAAUUAAAGUUUCCGUUAUUUCCUAUCAUUCCUGUGAAAUUCUCUCUCUAGUGUAGCGUAUCUAAUUAUAAUAUUACACUGCUACUUAGAUCCAGUCGUCAGAUUUAUAGAGACAAUGGAGGAGAAGUCUAACUUAUUAGGUACAAAAUUAAGUAAGGUCAAUGUGGCGAAGAUCGGAAGAAGGGAAGAUCGUCUACAAGUUCUUUCGUCGCUUUUAACUUCGCACUAAGAAGGUCGGUAGAGCAGAAGGAAUUUGACUGUUUCUGCGGGACGUACACCGUAUACAUGCAUUUACAUAUACAAGAUCAGUUAUCCCUAUGGCGGUCUUCCCAGCAUUAAAUUUAAUAUUUCGGUCUUCGCCACACAUAUUGACCUUAUUAACAUAUUUUCUAUUAUAAUGAAAAUGUUUUUAAAUUAAUACGUGUUUAAAGAAGUGCAUCGAAAUUUACCUGUGAGAUAAAUUUAGUUUUUAAAUUUUAGGAAUCCCGAAAACCUACGACGGCAUACUUAAGUUAAGUUUCGGUUGAAUACAACAUGCGAGAGAGGAUUAGCAAUUAUAUGAAAUAUGAAUGAGGCUAGGCUACUGGCUUGAAGUUAAAAUGUAAGUUAAACAUUCGGUUUUGCAACUAAUAAUAAGGCAAGUACCUAAACUGAAAUAUUCCAUUUCAUGCCUACAUAGUUUUUUUAAUAUAGGGAAGUACUUUACAAAUGAUUAUUAUACAGUAAUAUGUUGUAUUAUGAAAUACCAAAUGAUUAUGAGUUAGCUAGACCGUCAUGCUGUCGCCUGUUAUUUACGUAAAGAAGCACAUUUUUAUGCUAAACUACUAGAUUAUUUCCAUCCAGUAGGUAUUAAUGCCCAUGCGGUGGGUAUGUCGCCGGGCACUUUUUUGUAGAGAGGCCGUCCAGUUUUCCUACAAACUGUGCCCGGUGACCGUGUCAGUGGCAGAUUUACAGUCUUGGCCGCCCUAGGUCCAGUAGUAAGCCGCCCCUUUCUCAGCAUCCAUCAUAUAGACUGCCGCCCCAAACUUCUGGCCGCCCUAGGCCUGGGCUCACUGGGCCUUAGGGCAAAUCUGCCACUAGACCGUGCGUGCGUUAAACCUAUUUUAAGAUGCUUAGCAUGAAUGGCUCUUUACCAGUUUUAAUGUACUGUAUCGUUACUUUACCUGCAGAUUAUGGAGAACAGAGUCAGACCAAGCUAAGUUGGCAGCGAUUUUGAUAGCCCAGCCUAUGCAGGUAUUAAGUAAAGUUUAAAAUAAAACGUACACUGUCUGGGCUGUCAAAAUCGCUCCCAACUUGCUGUCUCUACUGAAAUAUAACUUCUAUGUUUCUGAAUGAAAAGAGUUCCUAGCUAGAUGGUGUAGGUGCAGCAAAAUUUAAUUUUAGCAAUUAUUUUAUAAGUGAGUCAUGACAUUGUGAAAUAAUUUUAAAUUAUUUUUUUAUGGUUUUUUGUUUAAGGAGCAUUGAGAUGAUUUUCGAGACAGGGUACAAUUCAAUAGAUCUCAAUAGAUGAUCGCAAUAAAGUAUCCUCUUGACUAUAGAAGCACUUUAUAACAAUUAUAACUUAUAACUCACUUCGAAAUUAUCCCUUAUCCGAAGUUAUCCCAAGUUAUUGGCUGAAUCGCUUGAAGUACCUUCCUGUCGUAAGUGAUAAUGAGAAAGAGAAUCUACUUAUCGUCGGUAAGUCACAAACCUCAUAUCUCCUCUGAACGGAGUUAAAAGGUUUGAACUUUAAGCAUUAUCGUAUAAGAUAUCGCAAUUAUCGCAUAUUCCUUAGAACUUUGAAAGGGAGUUAUUUAAUCUUCUAAUCGACGUUAUGUAAUUUAUGUACGGUGAGCUGCAGAGAUAACUGACCCCUCUGCAUGAAAAUUAGUUUGAAGAACGUCCGCACUGUUAACUGAAUAUUUGUAAGCAUUUUUGCAAAGAUAUAAGGUCCAGAGAUGAUCAGGGGCCCUAGCCAAUAUGACAAUCUUUGAUAGAAAACAAAAAACGAAGCUCAAAUAAUGUACUUAAAUAGUUACGUGACUUUUCGUAGUAUCUGUCAACCCGGUAAAUUUUUUCGUUUCGUUGACGUUUGUUAAUGUACGAUUGUAAUAUUGGCUAGGCCCCCUGUUUAUUAAGAGUGUUACUGUUUUGUAGGUGUUUUAGUUUUAGGCUGUUCGCUAGGCUCUCAAGAGACGAAAUAUACAGUUGUAUAUCAAAGAUCUAUUUCUGUAUUGUUUUAUAAAUCUUAUUAUUUUUUUACUUUUAUAUUUUAUUUUAUUUAUAAUAUCAUAUCACUACUUAAAUUUCAUGAUACGUUUAAAACAAGCGAAAAUGCAUUUGUUAUAGAAAAUAAGCUUGUUGUAAUAUUUUAAUCCAGUGAGGUGUAAGGUGUAAUGUAAUGCAAAUCAUGAUUAUGUAUCUUUGUUUUGCUGACUGUAUAUGUCCGUGGUUACAUUUUUACUGGCGAGGCAUCCGAUUUCCAAUAUUCCCAUUGGCUUGCCAAAUUGUUGACUAUAGAGACCAGUAUUAAAUAAUAUUUCCAUAUAUUUUAUAUUCUAUGUUAAUCGGAAUAUAUUUCUUGGGUAGUUCACUAGAUUGUAUUGUGCACUUAACUGGUUUUACAUCCUGUUUAGCUGUGUGCAUUUGUGCAAUAAUGAGGAGUGCAACAUAUGGAUAUUAGAAGUCUGUACAGUUUACUAGUCUCUUCUACGAUAUAGCAAUGGUUAUUGGUUAUUUUGCGAUGCAUCACAAAUACAUUCAUUAUCAUUAUGUAAGAUGCAUUGGGUUUACUUCGAAAGCGCGAUAAAUUUGAAAAUGGCAAUUGGGCCAAAAAUCUUUUCGUUGUCUUACUUUUUGUCCCCAAAAAAUGUAACAGAGUUGAGAUUUUUGUGAGAUGAAAUUUUGUUUUUAAUUUUUCUCAUGUAAUUUAAUGUACAGCUAGAAAGACAUAAAAUAGCAGUCGACUUUUUUUUAUUUAUUUCAUAGAAGACAUAGAUACAAGCGUGACAGAGUGGUCAGAAAAGACAACGAAAAAAAUGUUGACCCAAAUAUCUACUAUACCUACUAGAACUUUCUACUGUAGCAAAGUAUGCAAGAUGCGUUGGUAAGCGUCGUAGUAGCGUGUUGCUAAAGAAUGUAGAGGUUCAGGUUUUAUAGAUAUUUUCCAUUUUCAAAAUUAUCCUGCGUCCGAUGUUACCCCAAUGCACCUUAUAGUAUUUCUUAUGAAUAGUGACAACACACGAAUGUAAAUCAUAGACUGUUUAAUUAUUGAGUGCUUUAUGAAUUGUUAAGUGUUUAACGAACUCUGCAUUCUCUGCAAUAUAGCUGGCAUCUGUGUUAUGUUACAUGUAUAUUAUGUGAAAUAUAGAAUUGUUCAAGCAUU